UUGCAGCUCUGCUUCGUCUCACUCCCCAGUUACCCUCUCUCUCACUCCCUUUGUUCUCUUCCCCUGUGCUCUCCCUAUCGCCUCCCUCUUUCUUGCCCACAACUCGAUCGCCCCCAUCUCCACCCGCAACCUACGCCCAAACCCACCCUCUCUCUCUUUUUUCCUCUGUGGACUGCUUCUAGCAGUGUCAAAAUUUUCAAGAAAAUAUAAAGUUUUUGGAUGGGUUUUAAUUUUUGUAUUUAAAUCUCUUUGGUGCGAUUGUUUUAAUGGUUUCAGUGCAAGCAAAAUUUUCAACCACCGCCCACCACCCCUCCCUCUUCCUCUUUGUUUAUCUUCUUCUUUUCUCUCUCUCUCUCUCUCUCUCUAAAAAACAAGGAAUAUAUAAGUUGAUUGUGGAUCUACCCAUAAGUUGACUGGGGUUCAGUUUAUAUGAGAUGGAUUCGUGGUGGGAGGCGUCGACCAGGGGAGGAAGUGCUGGGUUCGUGAUAGCUGGUGGUUUCUGUACAAUCUUUUAUUUUUUUCGAUUUUUUUAUUCUUUUAAUUUUGACGAAGAUGGAGACAACCCAUGGAGGAAGGAAUAUAAACAAAGACUCAGAGAAUGUGUCGAAGAGUCCGAUUGAGAGAGUUUAGAUCCAUUUUUUCCGGCGAUACGGCUCCGAUACGGCACCGAUACGUAUCCGAUACGCCACGUGGCGUAUCGUAGACUUUUCUUAAAAGUUGACUUUCCGAUACGUCCUCGAUACGUCCUUGAUACGGUCACGAUACGGUCAUGAUACGGCACCGAUACGUCUGGGGGUAAAAACGAAAGUAUUUGGAAACUUUGGGGUUGAUUUUGAAAGUUAUUUAGUAUUUGGGGUUAAAAUGUAAAAAUAAAACAUAGAAUUUCAGAUUGCUUAUGUCAAGAGAUAGGCUAGGUCUUGGACUUUCAUUCAGACAGACGCCAAGCCAACCAAACAGAAGGAGGAAGGAGGAAGGAAGGCUAGGUCUUGUAUUUUGUGUGUUUUGUUUAAUUUGUGCUUUGUUUAUGGAGAUUUGAAUGAAGUUAUGUGUUUUGUUAAUGUUUUGAACUUAUUAUGGAUGAAAUAUCAAUUUUCAAUUUUUCUAUUUAUAUAUAUUUUUUAAUAUAUAUUAUUUUAAUCGCCGUAUCGGUGCCGUACCCGUAUCCUACUUUUUGGAGAUUUGCCGUAUCGGCGUAUCGUAUCGUAUCGUAUCGCCGUACCCGUAUCCGUAUCGGUGCAACAUCGCUAGUAAUGCACGAGUUUUGAUGAAGUUAUUAGUAUUUUAAUGCCUAUCAGGUCAUCCGAUCCUCAAAUGAUAGCCGUUAGAUUCAAUUUAAAUGAAAUAAGCGGUCAGAUUAGGCUAUCCACUUGGUGUAUGCAACUUCCUAAGAAAUACCGCAAACCAAACUGUCAAUGCUGAAUGAAGGUCUUAAAAUUGCGUUUUUGUCUACAAUUGGCCCGGAUGCCAGCUUUCAUUGGUCCCACUAGCUUUAAUUCUUAUUAAUAACAUUUUGAAGUCAAAAUAUCUAUGUUCGUUCCACACUUCUUCUUCACUGUACAAAUAGCCCCAGUUUCUAAUUCCUUCCUCAAUUGCAGAAACACUGAGCCCCAACUUCCACCGUCUGCUUCCACUGCCGUUGGGCUCUUGGCGUCGUCCCACCAAAGCUGCCGCCGCCUAUUAGUGUGAAAUAUCUCAAAUUUCAAAUAUUGAAAGCAUAUAUCUACAAUCAUGGAAGGUGACAGAGGAAAAUGCAGUAUAGUUGAUGGUGAGAGUACGUCCGUUAUUAUAAACGAUGUACCCACUAUUGAAGAAUUGAAAAAGAACAUAGAAGCGAAGCUUCUUACGCAUUCGCCCUUGCUUCCUUCUUGCUGCAUCUUCAAAGUUCCCGAGAUGAUUCGGAGACAAAAGAAACAUGCCUAUGAACCCAACAUUGUCUCCAUCGGACCCUUCCACCGCGGCAAUAAAAAAUUCCAACUCUUUGAAGAUGUGAAACGUUGGUAUUUAUAUUGCCUUCUCGACUCAUCCAAGGAUGUGAGUUUGGAGAGCUUGAUCAAAGUCAUCAUGGAGUUGGCUAAAAGCGCCCGCGACUGUUACGUAGCAGACCCGUUGGUUCGUGAUCUCGAUCAAAACGACUUUGUAGAAAUGAUGAUACUUGACGGUUGCUUCCUGUUAGAAUUAUUUCGAAAGGCAAUUUACUAUGAGCUACAAAAUGAAAACGACCCCGUUUUCAACGUGUCCUGCAUGCAGGAACAUCUGUACCAUGACCUUCUGCUACUAGAAAAUCAGCUACCUUGGUCUGUGCUGGAGUGUUUGUACAACCUAACUGUCAAUAGCCCAAGCCAAAGAGGGGACUCCCUCACUUCACUUGUGCUCAACUUUUUCAGGCAAUCCGAUGCGGAUAACCUGAUGUUGAACCCCAGCUUCGAGCUCCCAUGUAAGAUUUUGCACAUACUUGAUCUGAUAAGAGCAGUGAUCGUUUCUGGAUUCAAGGAGACGUCGAGUGUGGAAGAGCAGCCAAAAAAGAAGGAGCCAAAUUUGCCUCAACGGAUCCCAAACGCGACAACUCUUUCGGAGGCAGGCGUUCGGUUCGAAAAAAGCAAAAACAAGGAAGAGGGAAAGGGAGAGUGCAUAAUGAACAUAGAGUUCAAAAAUGGGGUUUUUACAAUUCCACCGUUGGGAAUUGAUGAGAGGACAGAGCCUCUGUUCAGGAACCUCAUCGCCUUUGAACAAUGCCACCACAGUCGCCUGCACAAGAUGACAUCCUACGCAGUUUUGAUGGAUAACCUCAUCGACUCUAGAGAGGAUAUAGAUUUUCUAUGUGGCAAAGGAAUAUUGGCCAAUUGGUUGAACCCGGACGAUGCUGCCCAAUUCUUCAACAAGCUUUACGAUGACACCACCGUCAUGGGGUAUUACUACAGUGGUCUCUCCGACGAUGUGAAUAACUAUUACAAGACUAAAUGGCACAAGUUUAUGGAAACAUUGAGGCGUGACUAUUUUUCUACCCCAUGGACAGUCGUCUCUUUCAUCGCGGCCUUUAUCCUCCUGGUCCUCACCCUAGUGCAGACCCUAUAUACUAUUCGAUGGCCUUAAUUAAUUUUUGCUUAAUUUCCUUCAGUAUUAUUUACCAAUGCUUAAUAAGCUUGGAUAUCCCUAUAUGUAAUAAUCUGCUUUUGUGUGUGAACUUUAGAAACUUGUGAACAGCAGCUGCUGC
Molecule: messenger RNA, 3211 nt
Organism: Prunus avium (sweet cherry)
Lineage: Eukaryota; Viridiplantae; Streptophyta; Magnoliopsida; Rosales; Rosaceae
Product: UPF0481 protein At3g47200-like
Source: RefSeq, a predicted model, not a curated record